AAUGCAGAAACUGAGAUUACGGAAAGUUGUGUAUCUUACCUGUUAUUUGAUUCGUUUGAGAGCGGACCUUGUCAAACACGGGAUGAACUUCAGGAACGGUUGAAGAUAAAUAAUCUCUAUGACUAUUCCUCACAUAACUGGGGACACCACGCUCUCGAGGCUUUAACUUUAUCCUCAGGCGUCAUGGGCUUUCUCGAACACGACAUGAAGGUUGAGGCAUUAAGCCAGGCACUGAUGCGUAGCAACUACGCGUGA
Molecule: messenger RNA, 255 nt
Organism: Aspergillus glaucus CBS 516.65
Lineage: Eukaryota; Fungi; Ascomycota; Eurotiomycetes; Eurotiales; Aspergillaceae
Exons: 1
Source: RefSeq, a predicted model, not a curated record